AUGACUGUUUGCAAUGCCACCCAGAGCCAUCCUUCCUUCUUCAUUCUCCAAGGCAUUCCUGGGAUGGAGGACAAACACAGAUGGAUCUCUAUCCCAUUCUCUUCUAUGUACUUCAUCACUGUCCUGGGAAACUGCACCAUCCUCUUCACCAUCUCCACGGAGCGUGCUCUGCACAAGCCCAUGUUCCUGCUGCUCUGCAUGCUGGCUCUCACGGACUUGGGAAUGUCCACCACCACCAUUCCCAAGGUGCUGUGUAUUUUCUGGUUUGGCCAGAGUGAAAUCAGCUACGAGGGCUGCUUAGUCCAGCUAUUCUUCAUCCACUCCAUCUCUGCCAUGCAGUCCUCGAUUCUGAUGACUAUGGCCUUAGAUCGCUAUGUAGCCAUCUGUGAACCCUUACGCUAUGCCACCAUCCUUUCCAACAGCCGCAUUGGUCUCAUUGGCCUAGUGAGCUUAGUGAGAGCUGUUCUAUUCAUUCUCCCAAUGCCUGUUCUCCUUCAACAGAUGCCCUUUCGAGCAGAUAAUGUUAUCCCCACCACCUAUUGCGAGCACAUGGCUGUGGUGAAGAUGGUAUGUGUGGACACCACAGUCAACAGGAUAUACGGUCUGGUAGUGGCUUUGUUUGUUGCUGGGCUAGAUCUCUCAGCUAUUGCCUCAUCUUACGUGCUCAUCAUCCGGGCUGUGAUGCGGAUCUCCUCUAAGGAAGCCCACCACAAAGCAGUCAAUACCUGUACCACACACAUUUGUGUUAUGCUUAUCUCUUACACUCCCUCUCUCUUCUCCUUUCUCACACACCGCUUUGGCCGGGGAAUUCCAGCCCAUGUUCACACCAUUCUUGGAAGCCUUUACUUUCUUAUACCUCCUAUGCUCAACCCGAUAAUUUAUGGAGUGAAAACCAAGGAGUUUCGGGACAAGUUGAGCAAAUAUGGGUGUUGGAAGAAGGAGGCUAACAUUGUUGCCCUUGGCCAGAAACCUGUCUGA
Erinaceus europaeus (western European hedgehog) is the source of this 978-nucleotide messenger RNA. RefSeq names its product olfactory receptor 52P1-like. Gene Ontology annotation, cellular component: membrane. The transcript has a single exon. Gene Ontology annotation, molecular function: G protein-coupled receptor activity; olfactory receptor activity. Lineage: Eukaryota; Metazoa; Chordata; Mammalia; Eulipotyphla; Erinaceidae. Bases 1 to 978 code for a protein of 325 amino acids. Gene Ontology annotation, biological process: G protein-coupled receptor signaling pathway. The record is from RefSeq and is a predicted model, not a curated record.